Molecule: messenger RNA, 2528 nt
Organism: Scleropages formosus (Asian bonytongue)
Lineage: Eukaryota; Metazoa; Chordata; Actinopteri; Osteoglossiformes; Osteoglossidae
Product: sialoadhesin-like
Exons: 12
Coding region: 284-2269 (661 amino acids)
Source: RefSeq, a predicted model, not a curated record
AGGAAGCACAGGCAUACUGACGACAGUACAUCUGUGGGGUGCCUAACAAGCUUCCUAGUUCUCUUUCUUUCUCAGCUUGACCAAGAGCUCAGCUGCCUCUUGUCUCUAUAAGUAGAAACUGCCUCAAGGAGGUGUGAGAAGCCUGCUGCCCAUGGCUGAAUUUAACUGAUCUAGAGUUGAUUGCCUGCUGAUUUCAUUGUUUUUAUUUCUUUUGCUGCCUUCUUAGUUUAACUUUGCUGGAUUAUCUGUCAUCUGAAUUUAAUGUUCCAGGACUGGAUGCAGGAUGGUGGAAGCUGUGCUAUUGUUUGCAUUUAUCUGCGUGGCUUUAUCAGGUAUUGAGGCUAAUAAGUGGACGGUGUCCUUGCCCACUGAUAGACUGUGUGUGUGGUCAGGCACCUCUGCCAUACUGUCUUGCAAGUAUGACUAUCCCUAUGGAUAUGGUAUCAGGAGGGUGAUGUGGUUCCGACACACUGCAGAGGGCAAGCGGGAAUACGUCUUUCACACAGACCUGAGUGUAGUGAGCCCAUCCUUCAUGGGUCGCACUAGGUACUCGGGCACGUACAAGACAUGCACUUUGCAAAUCUCCUCUGUCAGGAGCACAGAUGGAGGGGAAUACUACUUUAGAUUUGAGACUGACCGCCUGGGAGGCCAGUGGACCUCCACUGAUGCCAUCACUCUUUCUGUAACAGUUCUGCAGGUGCAGGUUCACCCUGCAAGACAGGGCAAUCUCUUUGCCUCUGGAGAGACCGUGUACCUGGGCUGUGAGGCCAGAGGGUGUGCAGCCACAGGGAAUCAGUUCAUCCUCUACAGGAACACAGUGAAACUGGGGUCAGUUGAGUCUGUUACCAUUCACAACUUUGACACUGGGCACAGUGGUACCUACAAAUGUCACCUGGCAUCCCUACCCCAAGUUCACUCCCCAGGUGUUGUUCUGGCAGUUGGAUAUGCCCCCCGUCAAACAACUGUUGUGAUCAGCCCUCAAGGCGCUAUUAUGGAGGGAAGUUCAGUGACACUGACCUGCAGCAGCAAUGCUGAUCCAGCUGUUGAAAGCUAUUCCUGGUUUAAGGACCAGGCUGGCUGGAGCCUUCCAGACAGCUUCAAACCCCAGCUACAACUGUGGAGCACCAGGCCAUCGGACCGGGGGGAGUACUAUUGUGUGGCACGGAACUCCUUGGGCAGUCAGAAAUCCCCACCCGUCUUGCUGAACAUCACGCAUGCACCGAGGAACACGGCUGUGUUAAUCGACCCCCCUGGUGAUGUAAUGGAGGGCAGUUCAGCGACUCUGAUCUGCAGCAGCAGUGCCAACCCACCGGUGAUGAAAUACACCUGGUUUGUGAUCGCUGCAACACAGUCCUUGGAGAGAGGGUCCACACAGAACCUGACAUUCCUCAAUGUCCGUGCCCAUCAUGGUGGCCAGUACUACUGCAGAGUGUGGAACAAGUAUGGUCAUGAGACCUCUGCUGCUCUCACUUUGGCAGUACUGUACGCCCCCAGGAACACCUCUGUGUCCGCUUGGCCUUCCAGUGAAAUCGAAGCUGGAAGCUCGGUGACCCUGAUCUGCAACAGCAGCGCCAACCCGGCUGUGGAGAACUAUACCUGGUUCAGGAUCAAUGAUGCUGACUCAAGGGAAACCCGAUCAGGCCCGAGUUACACCAUCAUUGGGAUCACCCACCGGGAAGGUGGACAGUACUACUGCGAGGCACGGAACAAGCUUGGGGCCCACAGCUCUCCUGUUCUCACCGUCAGAGUGAGGGGCAGGCUCAAGGUGAUUGCACUUGCAUCUGCUGUAGCUGUUUCUGCUGCGCUCGUCACAUUGACCGUGGCAAUUAUGAUCAGUAAGAAUAUGCAUAUUGUUGAAACAGAACCUGCCAAGGAAGAACAAAAGACAUCAUCAGAGCAAGGUGACGCUUUGCUUCAAGGGAAACACCAAGAGACUUUUCAACUGAGUACUACAAGAAUGACAGACAUACCAGAGGAGCCAGAAAAUGUGUAUGAGAACAUGCAUCCCUGCAUUGUACCGAUGAAGGAGGUUACACAAAAUUCGGAGGAUGAAAGCACCCUCAGCUAUGUCACUGUUCAUUUCUCUAGACAGGAACAGGAUCAUUUGGCAAAGCCGCCACUAGAGGGAGCUACGAAGCCAAAAGGCGCCCAGAGUGACAUCUACAGCGUGCUGUCAAGACCCAAAUAUGAAUGGAGGAUCCCUGAGACGCAAACCCGCUUUGCAAACGCUCGCGCUCAGUCCGCGCGCCGAGGCCCGAGGGAGAAGUAAGCGCUCGCGCCGCUGCCCGACAGAGCGACGCAAACAAAGGACGGAAACGUGCGAAAUGUGAAGGAUGCAGCAUUUGUACACAUUCAGUAUAUGUAUAGACACAUAUAUAUUCUGAACAAAUUAAAUGUGGAUUGUGGUUUUGUAAUGUUUUUGUCGAGCUGAAUUUCUUGGCUUGUUUUUUUAAUUAUUGUACUUUUCAUAUUUGCACGCAAUAUAUUUAUGUGCGCUGUCUACCCUAAAAAACUCUGUUGAUAUUCCC